UGGCCCGACCCGAAUGGUUGCCGAAACGAUGUUUUCUGUUCGGGGACGUGCUUGGGUCGCUCCGAGCACUUGAAUCAAAGUCGGUAUAUCUUGCCCUGUGUCACUUCCAGUACUUAAGUAAACACUGCAAUUUCAUUUUGACUAAUGUACAAAAGUUUCUUUUGAAUUUAAACUUAAAAAGAUAAUGCUUAGUUAGCUCAGAUUUAACAUGUUUGUUAUCAAUAUAAUACAAAUAAAUAAGAACAUCCUUAUUAAUAAAAAUUAGUUAGAGUUUACAAAGUAGAUAAUAACUGACAGUAAAUAAUAACAAAAAUUGGUCUUGUUCUUCGAAUAAUAAUAUAGAUUAUGGCUGAAUUAGUAGCUCUUCUUCAUCAUGAAAUCCCUGAAGGACGGAAUAAUCUGGCUGAUAGUCAUACCAAUCUCGAAAGAGUUGCUGAUUAUUGUGAAGCGAAUUACUUUCAAGCUGAAAACAAAAGAAUCGCUUUAGAAGAAACUAAAAACUAUACUACUCAGUCACUAGCUAGCGUUGCUUACCAAAUAAAUACAUUAGCCUAUAACUUUUUACAGUUACUUGACUUACAAACCAGUCAGUUAUCAGAAAUGGAAAGUCAAAUGAAUCAUAUUUCACAAACUGUAAUGAUUCAUAAAGAAAAAGUAGCUAGAAGAGAAAUUGGAGUCCUUACAGCAAACAAAAUAACUUCCAGACAAUACAAGAUUAUCGCUCCAGCUAAUCCUGAAAAGCCCAUUAAAUACGUUAGAAAAACUGUCGACUAUACUAUUUUUGAUGACUUGGGUCACGGUGUAAAAAGUAUUGGAACUCCAAAAAGUAAAAAAGGAGGUAGUCAAAGUAGCAUUCAUAGUUCUGGUGCAUCUUCCGUAGGCUCAGGCUUAAUUUCAGCAGUGGUUGGACCUGCUCCAACGACUAAACCACCAACACCACCGCAAGUAGGGAGGACAGGUAGUUUAAUUAUUUGUGGUUUCAAUCGUUGUAAAUUACAAUUUUUUACUUGA
Molecule: messenger RNA, 1011 nt
Organism: Copidosoma floridanum
Lineage: Eukaryota; Metazoa; Arthropoda; Insecta; Hymenoptera; Encyrtidae
Product: abl interactor 2-like
Biological process (GO): neuron migration
Cellular component (GO): lamellipodium; SCAR complex; actin-based cell projection
Molecular function (GO): signaling adaptor activity; SH3 domain binding
Source: RefSeq, a predicted model, not a curated record